AUGCAUCCACGAUUUUCCAAUCUUCUCGACGCUUCACCGGAGCCUGAAAACAAUGCAGUUGCCUCCUCUUCUCUGUCAAAGCCACUAUCAUCCAAGCCUAAACCCAAAUUCGUGACGUCCACUAACAAAGCCAAGAAGACUUCACGUUCCAAGUCCACAUCAAUUCACUCCUCGGAUGAUGGCUAUCUUAUUUCAACCUCUUCCCCUGAAGGCAUAGCUGCUGCAUCUCAGAUUACUCCUGGCAGAAUUGCACGUAUUCUCUUGUCAGAAGGUCCUUUGCCAAUUCGUCACUUAACGGCCCAACUCGUCGCUCAGGUUCCUUCGUUUGGCCAUUUAUCCCUUUCCAAGCAAAGAAGGCUUAUAAUGACAGCUAUGGACUCUGGAGACUCUGGCCUCUGCUGUAUUUUUGAUAAAAUCGGCUGGGGUCAAUGGGAAGCAAAGAUUGUCACUCGUGAUGAGUUCAAUAAACGUGCUGCCGCUUCGGCUGCUGCGGCAGUUGCUUCAUCCUCAUCUUCAGGAAAUUCCCCUUCCACAGUCAGUAAUAACGCCUCAUUAUCUUCCAAUACUAUUCACAGAAGAAAAAACAGCAAUCGUGAUUCAGCCAGUCCUGGUGAACGGUCUAAUGCUCUGAAAGCGAUAAAAAAGGAACCCCGUCAAAGCUCACAUUCCCCUGUAGGAGGAAAGCUUGGUUCCAGUCUCACCUCUACUUUACGUAGAGAGUCUAUCACAAAUCCCAAAACAGAUCUGCACAAUACCAAAGUGCCCAGAUCUCCAAGCCUAUUACCCUUACAAAGCCUUAGAAACUCUUUCAAAGCGCACAAUCUGUCAUUGGAUGAAGCUAUUGAGUCUUCAUCGGACGAGGACGGUGGUGAGGAGGCCUUUGAAUUAAACAGUCAUGGUUCCGCGUCCUCCGGUUCUUCUCCGGGUAACGAGGAAAAUGGCAUAUUCAAUUUUGAAGAUCAGCAACAGCAGCAAAGAAACAAAAAGGUUCCCAGGAGCAGCUCCCUGUCUAGCUCCAAUAGUAGGAGACCUUCUUUUAGAGGUGUUGCAAAACCGGGAAGAAAGCCAAGAUCAUCGUUCACCAGCCACUCUAUCGAGGCUGCCCUAGAUGAAGGUGUCAUGGAGAAUAGACGACCUUUGAUCUCAUUCUCAAAUCCUUCCAGCAUACCUAGGCAAUCGUUUUUACGUACUAGUAUUUCCCCUAGAACGAAUCCAAUAAUGAUGCACGAACAAAUGAGUUCCUUAUCUAUAGCAUCGUCCGUGGCAUCUAAUGAAAAAAGCAGGAGUCCUGGACCGGUGCCUUCCCUACCGACAAAACCACGGAAGGGUAGUGUCUUGGCUGGAACUCACAUAGAGGGAGAUACCGAUGAAGAAGAUUGGGAGGCCAUUGGGCCUAAGUCUCUACGAAAGGGUAACCACUCUGCGGACGGUACCAACGACGAAAUCAUACCUCAGGGAAAGGACAAGGAAAUGACGGCUGCCAUUGCUUUGAUUAACCUUCGUACUGUCAAUUAG
Brettanomyces nanus is the source of this 1515-nucleotide messenger RNA. RefSeq lists its product as uncharacterized. Gene Ontology annotation, molecular function: sequence-specific DNA binding. Bases 1 to 1515 code for a protein of 504 amino acids. Gene Ontology annotation, biological process: positive regulation of transcription from RNA polymerase II promoter by glucose. Gene Ontology annotation, cellular component: nucleus. Lineage: Eukaryota; Fungi; Ascomycota; Pichiomycetes; Pichiales; Pichiaceae. The record is from RefSeq and is a predicted model, not a curated record. The transcript has 2 exons.